CCCUACAGCACUAUGUGCUUUGGCUCUGUGCUUUAUCAAAACAAUGGAUACGUUUGUUCGAGCAUCCGUCUUUUUGUGGAUUACAGUUGGAUUUCUAUUCGCACCUGAAAAGUCUGAGGCCUGUCAUCAAUGCAAGUGUGAAUUUGUUUUCAAAAAUGCCUGCUUUGAGUUCAUUAAUGAGUCGUACACUUGGUCUGAAGCCAGAAGCAGCUGUGAGGAGCAAGAAGGAGAACUCCUGAAGCUGAUCAACAGCCCCAUCAAAACCUUCCUGAACGGCAUCAGCAGAGAGAAAAACACUGAAAACUUCACUUGGUGGGUUGGAGAGGGAGUCAGAGGAGCUGUCCAGAGACCCACUACAACAGUAAAUGGUGGCGUUUCAAAGGACUUCUGCACAUACAUGAAGCUGAAUCCUCUCCAGCUCAAAACCUCUGACUGCAACCGGAGACGAGGCUUCCUCUGCACCCACAUUCUGCGGCGUCCAUCAAACGCAUCGAAUACAGUGACGUCCAGUCAUGCAACCAGAUCUCGGCCCAAGAGGGAUGUAAACCUUAUGGGUGCGAAUAUCGCGAACAUUACCAAGCUACUCGAGGAAGCAGACAAAGAACUACUGCGAAUGGAAACAACUCCUGGGGAGCCGACAGAUAACAACAGGGACAAAUUUGUUCAGUACUUGAUAAACGGCACUCAACGACUGACUCCAGAAUUUGCUCUAGAAAACAAUGACGUCAUCAUGCACAUUUACAACUGUUGCUCUGCCAUCCUGUCUCUCUCAAUGGCAAAAUGUGAUGCUGAUGUCAACCCGAACCAUGAGUCCUUGUUUGAGGAUGUCAUUGAGGUUUUUCGGCAACUUUCUGUCCUGAUGGGUACUAAAAAGACAGUUUUCAAGUACCCAACAGGCACCAUUUAUCAGCACAGCUUGAAACCGGCUGAACUCGGCAAUCAAGUGCUGGGUUCAGAGAAAGAUGGUGAAUACAUUAAGCUACCCUCAUUUGAAGCAUUGAGUCCACACCUUGGAACGUCGGGCCCGAUCACCACUCAGUUUGCCACUUUCUCAGUUAACCCUCAUCCAUCUGAUGACAACAUAACAGGAACUCUUUGCAGCGUGUUGCUUAGCCAUGGAAAGUCAGACGUUAAGGUGCAAAACCUGUCAGAGAUGAUUGAGAUCUUUAUGCCUCGUCCUAAUGCUUCUGCACUGCCGAAUACCACUGCUGUGUUGGAAAAAAACACAAAAUCAGUGACUCAAAUCAACAUCACAGACCCAUAUAUGACCGUUAUCGUCACUGUGGAACCCAACAUCGACGUGUCACUGGCUGUGACAUAUGCUCUCGGAUCACCUCCUGCCUCUAAUUCCAGCAACCCAACCAUCUUGACCCACAAAGGAGGCUACCGCUUUGUGAUGACCCCACAGAUGAUACGUUAUACACCUGGGACCUGGUAUAUUGAUGCCAGACUCCACAAUUCCACAUGGGUGCCAGGUUUGACACUGAAGAUCACUUCUUUUAUGAGCAAGUGUUUGUACUGGGACGUAGACAAGGUGAAAUGGAGCACUGCUGGCUGCGUGGUCGGAGACAGAAGCACCCCAGAGCGAACUCAGUGUCUGUGUAACCACCUCACCCUGUUUGGGACCUCCUUCUUCGUGAUGCCGAACUAUGUUGACGUAUCUCGCACAGCCGAGCUGUUCGCCACUGUGAAUGAGAAUUUCGUGGUCCUGGCCCUGCUGUGUGCUUUCUUUGGCCUCUACCUGAUCACUCUGCUGUGGGCUUGCUAUGCUGAUCGCAGGGCGCGCUCUAAGCGGAAGAUGACACUGCUGGAAGACAAUCACGCUGGUGCUCAGUAUAACUACCUGAUUGGUGUUCAAACUGGGCAUCGCAAAGGCGCUGGGACCUCUGCUAAUGUCACGGUGAAGCUGAUUGGCGCGGAGGGAGAGAGCACCAUACACAACCUCACGGAUCCUGACAAGCCGGUGUUUGAGCGAGGAGCGGUGGAUAUGUUCGUGUUGGCCACACCCUUCCCACUGGGAGAAGUACGAAACGUCAGGCUGCAGCACGACAACACUGGAGGUCACCCAUCAUGGUAUAUAAGCAAGGUGACCGUACAAGACCUCCAGACACACCAUGUGUAUCAGUUCUUUUGUAACUGCUGGCUGAGUUCGGACCGAGGAGAAGGCUUGACCAAGAAAACCUUCAACGCUGCAAAGAACAACGAGAUUGCCAGCUUCAGGAACAUUUUCCAGAGCAGAACCUCAACUGGCUUCAGGGAUGAACACAUCUGGGUGUCCAUAGUAGAUCCUCCUUCACGCAGUCCGUUCACUCGAGCCCAGAGGGUUUCCUGCUGCAUGAGCCUCCUCCUCUGCACCAUGGCCAUCAAUAUCGCCUUCUGGAACAUUCCUGUAGAUGCCAGCUCACCAGUGCUCUUCUCAUUAGGUUCACUGCACAUCACUUGGCAGGAGAUCGUGGUGGGAGUGGAGAGCGGCCUCCUCAUGUUCCCAAUCAACAUUCUCAUCAUCACUAUCUUCCGAAGCAUCCGGCCUCGUAUCCUUUCCAAAACGAAAAAAGACAACUCUGAAGAAAACUUCAGGCCCGCCGCAGUUACUCUGCCAAGUGUUCUGAAGAAUACAGAGGAAUUAGUUUCUUUAGUGAGUGGGAGUUCGAGAAACAAGAUAUUAGAGAUACAGAGACUGGAGUCUGCUGAUCACCUCUGUCCUGCGUUGGACAGAUUGCACACAUUUCUCCAGAAUAUGCAAGGGGAGACUCAGAGUGACCUCCACUUGGUUUACUGCAGCAAGUUCCUCCUGGCUGGUCUGAGUCACCUCCUCAUGUGUCUGGAGAAACUGGAUGCAAAACACUUCCCGAGUGUACAGGAAUACCAGCAAGUCCUCAGCCUCACCAACCUGCUGGUUCGCAAAGCUGAGAUGGUCUUCAGCUGCCACCUGGCCUCCUGCCCGCCUCCUGUGAAGACGAAGAAGAAGAAGUCGGUGGGCUGCUGGCUGCCCUGGUGGUGUGUGUUCCUGGGCUGGUUCCUGUUGCUGUCCAUCAGUGCCAUAUCUACUUACUUCACCCUGUUGUACGGCUUUCAGUAUGGCAAAGAAAAGUCCAUCAAGUGGGUCAUGUCUCUGGGCCUCUCGCUUUUCCAGAGCAUCUUCAUACUGCAGCCUCUGAAGGUGAUAGGCAUUGCUGUAAUCUUUGCCCUGCUGCUGAAACCUGUCGCUGUAGAGGAGAGUGAGGAAGUUGAGCAAGUGCUGUUAGAUCAACAGGAGAAGUGUAGACGGUACUCUGGCAGGGACAUGCUGUGAGGACGCUGCAUUUAGCCUGGAUGCUGCCUUCUCUGAUGGGUACAGCUGCAAUCCACGCCACCCUCGCUUCCUAAACACUCUUUUGCACUUAUUGGAAGUUUUACUUUCUGAAUUAUAUAACACAGUCUGCUGUUUUGCAUGUGUACAGAGUUUCUGGUGCCUUAGAAAGUUUUCCGAAGUGGUGAGUCAAAGUAAAUGGGUGAUUAAAUAACUGGUCUUGCAUGCCAAAGUCUUGAGGAUGAAUUGUGUGUAAAUAAAGAAGAAGUUUGGGGACUUAUUUUAAACAAAUUUAUACAUUGUUUAUUCGAUAUCAGGGCACGAAGUCAGUAGAGGCACUGAGACUUUUAGAUGUGGAAAACUGUGUGAUUUAUCAGUUAUUUUGGUAAGAAAAACUGCUCGUAAUCAAAUAAAGUAAACAUGUAACAAGUAAUAGAACAGAAGCUUAUAUCAAAAUACCUGCACCAUUAUCUGCAAAGAAAUACAUAUUUACUCAUCAUUUAACAGUUUUAUUGUUGCAUUAUGAUUAUUGUGACAUUUUAAAGGCUCUUCCACUGCAUGAAAUUUUGGGAAACAUUGAAUUCUUCUGGUUUUAGCAUGAAAAUGAUAAAUCAUUAAUGUUUUUCUGGGCCCUGAAUUAUUUGCUGUUAACAUAUUUUCAAAAUACUGAUUUGAUCAGCUUUCAAAGACUCCUAAAAGCUGCAGCUGGCUGCUGUUAGCAUGUCUUUACAGCACAGCGAAUGACAGCCAGCCAUUGAUUAUAAAUGAACAUAGACUUGUGAAGAAGAGUGGGAAGGUGCUUUUAUGUAAUUUCAUAUGAGAGCUAAUGGUUAAUUGAUUACAUUUUUCAUUUCACUUGUGUCACUAUAAUACAUGCUGAAAGUGCAUGUCAUCCCUUUUCAUCUUUCAUGCCUGCUUCUAUGAGAUUGGAUCUGUGUGCCCUCUGAAUGAUUUAUAUAACACGGCUAACUACAUUCAAGUUUGUGCUUCUGAAUAGGGAUUACAAGCAGAUCUGCAGACACUUUAAAGUCCUGUCUUAGAUCUGCUGUGCUUUUAUGUAAUCGUAAACGACUGACUUAUUUAUUUUGGUUUCCUUUGUAGAUUCUAUAUGUAACAUGUGUGUGAAUUUGAAAAUCAAUAAAAUCUUAUUGUAUUGAA
This is a messenger RNA of Amphiprion ocellaris (clown anemonefish), 4447 nucleotides long. Its product is annotated as polycystic kidney disease protein 1-like 2. Gene Ontology annotation, cellular component: membrane. Gene Ontology annotation, biological process: detection of mechanical stimulus. Lineage: Eukaryota; Metazoa; Chordata; Actinopteri; Pomacentridae. Gene Ontology annotation, molecular function: calcium channel activity; protein binding. Bases 44 to 3292 code for a protein of 1082 amino acids. The transcript is spliced from 23 exons. The record is from RefSeq and is a predicted model, not a curated record.